AUAGCCGCUUGACUUUCUUACAAGGUCAAAGGUCAUUGUCGAUCUUUACCAGCUUCAAGAUGGCGGACGAGACGGUCUUUGCAAAGAUUCUUCGCAAAGCCAUCCCCUGUGAUUUCAUCUAUGAGGAUGACAAAUGUGUAGCAUUCAAGGACAUGAACCCUCAAGCACCCUCUCAUUUCCUGGUCAUACCAAGGAAGCCCAUUCCACAGCUGAGCAAAGCAGAGGACUCUGAUGCUGAGAUUCUUGGUCACCUGAUGGUGGUUGCUCGGAAGGUGGCUGCAGAGCAAGGACUUGAGAACGGGUUUAGAGUGGUGGUCAAUGACGGCUCUGAUGGAGGACAGGAAGUGUUCCAUCUUCAUCUCCAUGUCAUGGGAGGUAGGAAGAUGGACUGGCCUCCUGGCUAACACACGACUAGCUGAAUCACUAGAAACUAUUAUGCCCUCGAACUGACUACUAUUAGCUUUUAGAGUUUUCAUUCAGUUUUGUUUCAGAUACAAUGAUAAGUAUAUACAAUCAAAUAA
Messenger RNA from Halichondria panicea, 521 nucleotides. Its product is annotated as adenosine 5'-monophosphoramidase HINT1-like. Gene Ontology annotation, biological process: purine ribonucleotide catabolic process. Gene Ontology annotation, molecular function: hydrolase activity. The transcript is spliced from 3 exons. Gene Ontology annotation, cellular component: cytoplasm; nucleus. Lineage: Eukaryota; Metazoa; Porifera; Demospongiae; Suberitida; Halichondriidae. The record is from RefSeq and is a predicted model, not a curated record. The coding region runs from base 60 to 404 and encodes 114 amino acids.